Molecule: messenger RNA, 7468 nt
Organism: Amphiprion ocellaris (clown anemonefish)
Lineage: Eukaryota; Metazoa; Chordata; Actinopteri; Pomacentridae
Product: adhesion G protein-coupled receptor L3-like
Exons: 28
Coding region: 951-5672 (1573 amino acids)
Biological process (GO): brain development; cell surface receptor signaling pathway; synapse assembly
Cellular component (GO): membrane; cell-cell junction; axon
Molecular function (GO): G protein-coupled receptor activity; carbohydrate binding
Source: RefSeq, a predicted model, not a curated record
GGCUCUCCAAACCUCUUGGUCUCCAUACAGAAUUACUCCCAGCCAGUGCGCACAAUUGGUUUGUCAUAGUCGCACACAGCUCAGUCUCUUUUUUUAAUCUUCUGGGGACCCAAACAACUUAGAUUCUUUUUUUUUCUUUAUCCCCCUGCGGAGCUUUUCUUACCAGAUUCUGACCACCAUCGCGUCUCGUUUCCCCUCAAAUUCUUCUGGAUACUCUGAUUUUGUUUCUUUUUUUCCGUGUGGCGAAGGGCUGCUGGCGUUUUUUUCUUUCUCUUCUUUCGUGCGCUUUCCAGCUUCAUGGGACGUGAUGUAGCCCCCGCACAGAAGGACGCCUUGUGCCAUAAAGGGAUGUAAAAAACCCGUGGGGGACAGUACCAGUGGAUACAAGCGUUUCUCCCGAGAUCAUCACCGGAUUGUGGAAUCGCGGCAGCAUAAAGGCGAUUUUUUAUUUAUUUUUUUCUUAUUUUUUAAAACCAGGAUAUUCAUCGGAGCACUUUGGAUUCGUGGUUCUCUCUCCCUCGACCUCUUAUCAAGUCCCAAUUCCUCACCUCCCCGGUGCGUAAGGAACAGCUUACCCGACGACCUGAGAGACAGUUGCGAGAGAAAUUUACUUUGGAUCUCCUCAUAUUCGCCGGUCAUUUUCUAAAUACGCGUGUAAUUUUUUAAAGGUGGAAUUUGGGAUGCAGCAGUAAAGGCCCAGUGUUGUGCGAGGAUCCAUGCUGGUGAUGCUUUUACUACCUGGGAUGUGACAGACAGGAAUUUGCAAGAAAAGAAGAUUUUGGAAGGCAUCUGGAAUCUGAGCAACAGGACUUGUGGUCUUGUGGGAAGAGUGGCGCAGUGGAGGGAAGUGUGCCAUAAAGGAAGCACCCAAUUGGGGCGUUUGCCAGCAAAAGACUGAAGCACUGAACUCAUCUGGGACCUUCGGCAGCGGGCGGUAAGAGGAGGAGGCCAUGUGGACCGCACGCCUGCUAGUCCUCGCCAGCCUUUUCGCACCAGCCGCACUGGCCUUCAGUCGAGCCCCCAUCCCCAUGGCGGUGGUGAGGAGGGAGCUGUCGUGCGAGAGCUACCCCAUCGAACUGCGCUGCCCGGGCACCGACGUCAUCAUGAUCGAGAGCGCCAACUACGGUCGCACCGACGACAAGAUCUGCGACGCCGACCCGGCACAAAUGGAGAACACGCGGUGUUACCUGCCAGAUGCAUACAAGAUCAUGUCGCAAAGAUGUAAUAACAGGACCCAGUGUGCUGUUGUGGCGGGACCUGACGUGUUUCCCGACCCGUGCCCAGGAACCUACAAAUACCUGGAGGUCCAAUAUGAAUGUGUACCUUACAAAGUGGAACAAAAAGGCUCCUCAGUAUUCCUGUGCCCAGGGCUUCUGCGUAGGGUCUACCAGAGCGAGCACCUCUUCGAGUCGGACCACCAGUCUGGAGCCUGGUGCAAAGACCCUCUACAGGCCUCCGAUAAGAUCUACUACAUGCCGUGGACACCCUACCGCACCGACACCCUGACCGAAUACUCCUCCAAAGAAGACUUCAUCGCCGGAAGGCCGACGACCACCUACAAGCUCCCGCAUCGCGUCGACGGGACCGGCUUCGUGGUGUACGACGGGGCACUCUUCUUCAACAAGGAGCGCACUCGCAACAUUGUCAAGUUCGACCUGCGAACUCGUAUCAAGAGCGGCGAAGCUAUCAUAGCCAACGCCAACUACCACGACACAUCUCCAUACCGCUGGGGAGGGAAAUCAGACAUCGACUUAGCCGUAGACGAGAAUGGCCUUUGGGUGAUUUAUGCCACUGAGCAGAACAACGGACGGAUUGUGAUCAGCCAGCUAAACCCCUACACGCUGCGAGUUGAGGGUACCUGGGACACAGCGUACGAUAAACGCUCUGCAUCCAACGCCUUCAUGAUCUGUGGAAUCCUCUAUGUGGUAAAGUCGGUGUAUGAGGAUGAUGACAAUGAAGCAACAGGGAACAAGAUCGACUACAUCUACAACACAGAACUGAGUAAAGACGGCUUUCUGGACAUCCCCUUCCCAAACUCCUAUCAGUACAUCGCUGCUGUGGAUUAUAACCCCAGGGACAAUCUCCUGUAUGUUUGGAACAACUACCACGUUGUCAAGUACUCUCUUGACUUUGGAGCAUUGGACAACAGACUCGAAACCUCCUCCUCUGUAAUGGUGUACAUGGACACCACGACCACGACCACGAGGACCACCACCCGACCUACCACUGUUACCAUGACAACCACGACAAGCAGGACCACCACCACCAGGGUUCCCGCUACGACCACCGCCCUCGCCCAGUGGCCACGGACCACUACGACGGUGGCGGCCCCGGUCCAGACGCUGGUGGAAGGUUUGGAUCCGGAAGACGACUUCAGGGUGCCGCCUUCCUCCAAGCUGCCCAAUGUCAGGGUGGAGUACUGCAACCCGCUGGUGAUGAUGGACAUCUCCUGGCCCAAGACCAAGCAGGGCAUGUUGGCCAAGAUGCCCUGUCCACCUGGAACCAUAGGUGUGGCUUCAUAUGUGUGCAUUGGACCAGAAGGAUACUGGAACCCACAGGGACCUGAUUUCAGCAACUGUACCUCCCCAUGGGUCAACCUCAUCAGCCAGAAGCUAAAAACCGGGGAGACGGCGGCGGUCAUUGCCCGAGAGCUGGCGGAGCAAACCAAGAGCAAUCUCCAGGCGGGGGACAUCACCUACACCGUGAAGGCCAUGGUUCAGCUGGUGGAUCUGCUGGAUGUGCAGCUGAGGAACCUCACGCCAGGCGGCAAAGAUAGCGCAGCACGGAGCCUCAAUAAGCUGCAGAAGAGAGAGCGCUCGUGUCGGUUUUAUGUUCAGGCCAUGGUGGAGACGGUCAACAAUUUGCUCCAGCCUCAGGCCCAGGCAGCGUGGAGGGAGCUGAGCACCGGCGAGCAGCUGAGGGCCGCCACCAUGCUGCUGGACACGGUGGAGCAGGGCGCCUUCGUCCUGGCCGAUAACCUGCUCAAGACGGACAUCGUGCAAGAAAACACCGACAAUAUCCAGCUGGAGGUCGCCAGGAUGAGCACCGACGGGAAUCUGCCUGAUCUGAAGUUCCCGCAAACCGGAGGACAAGGCAACUCCAUCCACCUGUCAGCGAACACGCUAAAGCAGCACGGAAGAAACGGUGAAAUCCGAAUAGCGUUUGUCCUGUACAAACACAUCGGGGUCUACCUGUCGACGGAGAACGCCAGCAUGAAGCUGGGCAGCGAAGCCAUGGCUACCAAUUACUCCGUCAUUGUCAACUCUCCAGUUAUCACAGCCGCCAUCAACAAGGACUCGAACAAAGUCUAUCUCUCUGACCCAGUCAUUUUCACCAUCAGACAUCUGCAGCAAUCUGAGGAGAACUUCAACCCUAACUGUUCAUUCUGGAGCUACUCCAAGCGAACCAUGACAGGUUUCUGGUCGACGCAGGACUGCCGCUUACUGGGAACCAACAGGACUCACACCACAUGUUCCUGCACACAUCUCACCAACUUCGCCGUCCUCAUGGCCCACGUGGACGUCAAGAACACAGAUCCGGUCCACGACAUGCUCCUGGACGUCAUCACAUGGGUGGGCAUCCUCCUGUCGCUGGUCUGCCUCCUCAUCAGUCUCUUCACUUUCUGCUUCUUCCGCGGCCUCCAGAGCGAUCGAAACACCAUCCACAAGAACCUGUGCAUCAGCCUGUUCAUCGCCGAGUCCCUGUUUCUGGUGGGGAUCAACCGGGGCGACCAGCCGAUUGCCUGUGCCGUCUUCGCCGCCCUGCUGCACUUCUUCUUCCUGGCGGCGUUCACCUGGAUGUUCCUGGAGGGCGUUCAGCUCUACAUCAUGCUGGUCGAGGUGUUCGAGAGCGAGCACUCACGCCGGCGCUACUUCUACCUGGUCGGAUACGGAGUUCCAGCGCUGAUCGUGGCAGUUUCGGCCGCCGUGGACUACCGAAGCUACGGCACGGACCGAGUUUGCUGGCUUCGCUUGGACACCUACUUCAUUUGGAGCUUCAUAGGACCGGCAACCUUGAUAAUUAUGCUCAAUGUGAUCUUCCUGGGCAUCGCUCUCUACAAGAUGUUCCAUCACACUGCCAUCUUGAAACCAGACUCCGGUUGCCUGGACAACAUCAACUACCGUUAUUAUGAUGGAUGUGUUAUUGUAGAAUGGCACUGCUAUCAGGAUUAUGAACCCGAGAUCAAAUCAUGGGUGAUUGGAGCCAUUGCCUUGCUGUGUCUGCUGGGCCUGACCUGGGCUUUUGGACUGAUGUAUGUGAAUGAGAGCACUGUGGUCAUGGCCUACCUCUUCACCAUCUUCAACUCCCUGCAGGGGAUGUUCAUCUUCAUCUUCCACUGUGUGCUGCAGAAGAAGGUGCGUAAGGAGUAUGGAAAAUGCCUGCGAACUCACUGCUGUAGUGGCAAAAGUGUGGACAGCUCCAUCGGAUCUGGAAAAGGCACCGCUUCUCGGGCUCCAGGACGUUAUUCCACAGGGUCACAGAGCCGCAUCCGUCGAAUGUGGAACGACACGGUCAGAAAACAGUCCGAGUCCUCUUUUAUGACCGGCGACAUCAACAGCUCAGCAUCGCUCAACAGAGGGGCUAUGGCUAACCAUCUUAUACCUAAUGCACUCCUACGUCCUCAUGGCACUAACAAUCCCUAUAAUACAUUGCUUGGGGAAUCGGCAGUCUAUAACAACCCUCUGGGCAUGUACAACACACAAGAGCCCUACAGAGAGACAAAGGGAAUCCUGAACAAUGCCCGGGAUACAAGUGUCAUGGAUACUCUACCACUGAAUGGUAACCAUGGCAACAGCUACAGCAUCGCCAGCGCCGAGUACAUGAGUGACUGCGUCCAGAUCAUUGAUCGGGGCUACAACCACAAGGAGACCACCCUGGAAAAGAAGAUCCUGAAAGAGCUCACCUCCAACUAUAUCCCCUCUUACCUCAAUAAUUCCCACGAGCGCUCGACCGAGCAGAACCGGAACCUCAUGAACAAGCUCGUCAACAACGUGAGCAACGGCGGCAAAGAUGGCGGCUACGGGAUGGGCUUGGGGGUGGGUAUGGGCAUGAACGUGGCGCUGAGCCUGGACGAGCACUCCACCUUCGGCCCACACCACGACGAAGGCUUGGGCCUCGAGUUGAUCCGCGAGGAAUCGAAUGCCCCACUGCUGCCACAACGGCCGCCGCCAUCCCUGCAGGCGGUGGACAACCUCCACAAUCACCUCCACCAAUCGGUGCCACCACCCCUCCCACUGCCCCACCAUCCCUUCUCGUCUGCCACCACCUCGUCGUCGUCCCGGCGGAGGAUCCCGCAAGAGAACAGCGAGAGCUUCUUCCCCCUACUCACCAACGAGCACACCGAGGACGAGGGCUCGUCGCCCAGCCACAACCACCAGAGAGACUCCCUGUACACCAGCAUGCCCAUGCUGCCCGGCCUGCCCGACCCGUCCGCUGAGUCUGCCGACGGCUCCAAGGAGGGCAGCGACGCCAAAAGCCCCGAGGCCAGCUCGGACGACGUUUACUACAAGAGCAUGCCCAACCUGGGUUCUCGUAACCACCUGCACCAGCUGCACUCCUACUACCAGCUCGGACGGGGCAGCAGCGACGGUUUCAUUGUGCCCCCCAACAGAGAGGAUCUUUCUCCAGAAGAAACCCCCCAGGAGCCCCUGCACCUGGUCACCAGCCUAUAGGCCCCAACACGACCCCAACGGUAUCCCUUCUUCUCUUCCCUGUGUCCCCUUUGUUCCAUCAGUCGUUGGCAGUGGUAGCCUUUCUUUUUAUUCUGUGUCCCGAAGACUGAGGCAGAGAAAAUAACUGUACUCUUGCUGUUAUUGACCACAAACAGGAUAAUAAUCGAAUCGGGGGGGGGCUAAUAUGUGACUGUUAGACAUUACAGGAUGUUGAUGUUGUGUCCCUCCGCCUCCCCUCCAACCUCCAAACUAAAUGUGGUUUGGCGUGUUUUUGUCUCAUUGUCAAAAGAGACAAGAAUUCCUCACACAGGAUUUUUAGGUCUCAGAGACACACUGUAGGUCUGACAGUCAAAAAGGAACUUCACAGCCCCAAAGUUGAAUCUGUCGCCAGAAUAAACGGGAAAUAAAAAAAAGGACUAUUUUAUUAUACUUCUGUAUCUAUAUUGACUUUUUGAAAGAUUUUCUUCCUCUUUGGUGAGUUGCAGCACAUUUUGUUUGCUGAAGUGUCCCUUCAAUGAAAGAAAAAGACAAAAAAAAAAAAAAAUACAACAACAACACAGACACACACAUUUUGAACAAUUACCAUAAAGGAAUUAUUGAUCGUAUGCUUUCAAGCAUAGCUGUUCUUUUUUCCUUUCGUUUUACUGUAAUAACAGUUGUUAAAAGAGGGAGAAAAAAACUAAUAAGAGAAUUAUGAGAUAUUUCUAUGUAACUGUACAGAUAACUAGCAUUGCACAUAAUAGUAUGCUUUUUUUUGUUCUGAGCAAACCCUUUGUCUCUGUAAAUGUAGUGUUUAGGAGCAAUUUUGUUCUGUUGUGCUGGCCUUUCUGGGUUUCUGGUUCCAGUCUGUUUUUCUUUUUCUUUUCUCUUUUAUCACUUUCCAAGAAAUGACCAUCAAAAUAGGAACAAAAUAACACACAAAAAAAAAACAUCACAAGGACUCACUUAUCGUGCAGGCAUAUUUGUGGAAUAUAUUCACCUUUAGUUUUCAGGUCUGUUUUACUUUCCAUUUGAUUUCUUUUUCCUUUCCUUUUUUUUUUUCCUGUGUAGAUAGCAGAGUUCUGAUUCACAGAUCGUCAAGGACAGAAAAUCACGAGGUGAAAGGUUUGUGGUGCAUUCUGCAUCUGCAUUGGCAUUCAGAAAACGCUUGUGCUUCUCAGAAAGAGAACAAAUUGAACCUUGAUGAGCACCAGGCACUUGUAUAGAAAAAGAAAGAUGGCUGUUUUACUUAUUAAAGAAAGAGCUUUUGGAGUGAGAAAAACUGGAAGUGUUUUUUUCUUUUUCUUCUUCAAGGAGAAAAUCUAUUUAUUUAUUUGUUAAAUAAGCGGUAAUAAAAACAGAGGACGGAAGUAAGUUUAGUGGCACAAAUAAGUUUUUAUUAUCAGCUAUGAUUAUGGCUUCUUAUUUAUUCCUUUUUGUAUCAGUUUCCAGGUUGAAUGACCUCAUAACUAAUAUUUGUUGUAACAGUGAAACUUGUUUGCCAACAAAUAAAUUACUGAUUAAGAUUUAUCACAUAGCUACGACAAAAAAGUUCUGGUGUUUUGUUUGGGUCUUGGAACGCUUUUAUAUGGAUAACAGCUAAGGACCUGCAAAUAAUGGCGAUCAAGUUUAUUUUUUCAGUUUUUUUAUUUUAUUUUUUAUUUUUAAAUGAUCAGUUAAUAUCCCUCAUUAGCCCUCUGUCCAGUUUAGUGCCAAAUAAAUUUUGGCCCAGCAACAGUGGAUGUGCUCUGUAUGCUCUGGUCUGCUUUACAAUAGAAGCAGUGAUUUCAUAAGCUGUAAUAAAUAUUUCAAUAUCA